AUGGAGUCUUAUAACAACACUUUCGGAUCCGAACGAAACUCUUCUGAGAGCUUCUCCCAUCUCGUUGAAUUAGCUUCCUCCCAGCUUGUUGUCUUGCACUCACAAAAGCCUUCCAAUGGCGACCUCUACCUCCUACAUAUUCGGAAUUUCGCUACAGUCAAGGCAUUAGCCUUAACAAUCCUUUUAAUUUUGAUCUGCAAAAUAAUAUUUUCUCAACUAAGUUGGAAGAAUGAAACGAAAGCGCUCGAGAAGCGAUAUGGAUGCAAAGAACCUUCGCAUCUCAAAACCCAUUGGUUCUUUGGCAUCGAUAAGCCUCUCCAAGUCCUCGCUGCUGGUAAAGAAGGUCGAGUACUCCACUACUUUCGGUCACUCGUAGCAGAAGCGGGAAACACCUUCGAGUGGACAGUCCUCGGAUCUCGAGUAUGGGGAACUCAAGAUCCCGAGAACAUCAAAGCUGUCCUGAGUACACGGGAGAAGUACUUUAGCCACGAAGUACGCCGUGAAGUUCUUUGCACCUUGAUUGGCGAUUCAAUCUUCACCCAAGAUGGAGCAUCGUGGAGACACUCCCGAGCACUUCUCAAACCAUCAUUUUUCCAGAAACAUUGCACCAAUUCGACUUUGUUCGAAGAGCAUGUAGACAACCUCAUCGCUCGAAUCCGCUGCGACUCGACAGUGGAUCUUCAGCCCUUCUUCUUCUCACUCACUCUGGACGUGACCAGUGCGUUUAUCUUUGGCAAAUCUGUGUACAGUCUCACGCCAAGCCAGACUGAAGAAGAGGCGGAAUUCAGUCGAGCGUUUCAGUACGCGCAAGUCUACCUUUCUAAGCGAUACCAACUUGGUCGACUUUGCUGGUUGUUGAACGGCAAGGAGUUUCGCGAGUCCUGCAAAACAGUACACACAUAUGUUGACCAAAUCGUCGACAAUGCGAUGCAAGAGAAGGCCAGAAUAGCGUUGGACCCAGAUUGCAUCCAGGCUUCCAAACAAAACUUACUGGGAGAGCUGGUCUUCGAUGUCUCCGAUCCCAUACAGGCUAGAGCUCAUUUGAUGCAUUUGCUGUUGGCUGGGAGAGACACGACAGCUGGCUUACUCUCAUGGACAAUGAGACUACUUAGUCGAUACCAGGGAGUCCAGUCUCGUGUUCGAGAUGAGAUAGAAGCAACUUUUGAGUCUGACCCCAUUGAUGUAAACAAGACAAAGGACAUGCCAUACCUCACGUGCGUCCUGAAAGAAGUACUACGCCUCUACCCAUCAGUACCAGUAAACUCGAGAACAGCAGCUGAAGAUGUUGUACUCCCCGUUGGUGGUGGUGAAGAUGGCAAGUCUCCAGUACUCGUCCGAAAAGGAGAAGACGUAGCUGUGUGCGUCUAUUCUUUGCAUCGUCGUACGGACCUUUACGGCUCCGAUGCCGAUGCCUUCCGACCUGAGCGGUGGGAGAAUGGUGCUCUCGAUCAUGUUGAGAAGUCGUACGGAUAUCUCCCAUUCCAUGGAGGUCGUCGAGUAUGUCCUGGUCGUCAAUUCGCGCUUGCAGAAGCUUCGUAUACAAUUGUGAGGCUGCUGACAGCUUUCCCAAAACUCAACGUCCCAGCAGGAACUACUUUUCCAGAAGUUGGGAUGGAGAAACAAAUAUUGGGACUCACACUUUCGAGUGCAGAUGGGUGUGUUGUUGAAAUGAGUCGAUGA
Mollisia scopiformis is the source of this 1680-nucleotide messenger RNA. Its product is annotated as cytochrome P450 alkane hydroxylase. Lineage: Eukaryota; Fungi; Ascomycota; Leotiomycetes; Helotiales; Mollisiaceae. Bases 1 to 1680 code for a protein of 559 amino acids. Gene Ontology annotation, molecular function: oxidoreductase activity, acting on paired donors, with incorporation or reduction of molecular oxygen; iron ion binding; monooxygenase activity. The record is from RefSeq and is a predicted model, not a curated record. The transcript is spliced from 6 exons.